Messenger RNA from Medioppia subpectinata, 859 nucleotides. The record is from the annotation of a GenBank genome assembly. NCBI's taxonomy places the organism in Eukaryota, Metazoa, Arthropoda, Arachnida, Sarcoptiformes, Oppiidae.
AAAACGGUCAGCUCUACGACCCGAAGACACAAACGCUGGAAGACUUUCUGAACAUAAGACUCGGUGAGGAUAUGCCGACAAUACAUGACGAUAAGAAACCCGAACGCGAUGUGAAGAACUUUCCCCGCGUUUUGCCGCCCAUAUGGCCCGACAGGACACGACUCUAUUUGCUGCCCGACUCGUGGUUUGAGUACUUCUAUAAGAAGACAGGAGUGACGGGUCCGUACGUAUUCGGUGUCACAUUCGGGACGUAUCUCUUGUCCAAAGAGUGGUUUAUCGUUGAGCACGAGAUCUUUACGGGCGCGUCGUUGGCCAUCCUUACGGCCGCCAUUUGUAUUAAAGCCGGUCCGGCCCUCAGGAAGUGGGGCGGAGAAGUGCAGGACGCGGAGGUAAACCUAUGGAAUGAAUGGCAGGACGGGAUGAAGAGUUUCCUCAACAAUCUGGUGGGCGUCGAGAAUGAGGCACAAGAGAGCGCUCGACAACACAAGAUCCUGUUUGACGCCAAACGCGAGAACGUGAAGCUCCAGUUGGAGGCAGAGUUCAGGCGCCGACAAAUGGUGGCCUACAGUGAGGUCCGCAAUAGACUGGAGUACCUGUUGGCCAAACAGGUGGCGGAGCGACAGUACCAACAGCAGCAUAUGGUCAACUGGAUUAUCGAUGGCGUCGCCAAAGGGAUCUCCGCUCCACAGGAGAAGGACUUCCUUCAGAAAUGCUUAACUGAUUUGAAACUCUUGUCGUCUAAACAUAAGAUUUCGUUGACUUAAUUAAAUGUCAUUCAAAAAGAUUAUUAUUAAAUUAGAUUUCAAAUUAAGCAUUAAAUUAGAAAAUUGUUUAACUAUUAAAAGUACGAUAAAGUGAA